Molecule: messenger RNA, 1947 nt
Organism: Photinus pyralis (common eastern firefly)
Lineage: Eukaryota; Metazoa; Arthropoda; Insecta; Coleoptera; Lampyridae
Exons: 8
Coding region: 668-1876 (402 amino acids)
Source: RefSeq, a predicted model, not a curated record
CCCAUAAAUUGGUCCGAUUCCCAGAACUCAAUUGACGUUGUUUGAUCUAGCGAAUUAUGUAAAUCGCAAAAUUAAUCAAGGAAGUGCGAAGUAAAUUAAUUCAUAAAUUCAAGUCUAAUUACAAGAAAUAAUUCUGGAAACCGUUAAAACAAUCGACCAAUCAGUCAGUUAAAAAACUAAAAUUUUCUUUUUGGGAAAAACGGUAUAAUAGACAAUAAGGAUGUCCAACUUAAAAACUUUUUUUUAUACUUGAGUUUUUAGCGCCGUGAUGUAAUACAACUUAGAGGUUCACGUUUCGGCUUCGAUAACGUAAGGCUUUACAUGAGAAGAGGAAUGAUAAUUUCAAGUAUUGAAGGAAAUGUACGUUCCGAAAAUGCCUCUGUAAAUUAUUAUUAUACAAAUUUAUUCAAGCAAGUGUGGGAACGGUUCUUUAGUUCAUAAAUAGGUACGUGUUACAUCAGUUGGAAUCUUGGUUUGAAUUCAUGAAACGUACACUUAUCGCGACAUGAUCGAUGAGGUCCCAGAAUUAUGGUGUAAUGAAGGGGUAUCAUUACUCAAAACUCAUGUAGAAAAAUUCAUAAUAGACAAUGUCGGUCACAGAAUUAUGGCAAUGUUGGGCAUGAGAUUUCUAUAAUCAACAACAUCGGACAUUCACAAACGCAUCCUCAUGGCGUUACUGCAAAAACUGCUGAACAAAAGUUUUUUUGAGAGUGUUCUCAACCAGUACUACAAGCAAAACGUUGCAAUUAACAAUGUCCACAUUACCAAUGAUGUAAGUCCAGCUGGUGAAAGUUUUUGUAGUACACUGAGCAGGAUUAAAGUCGAUUACUCAUUUGACGACGGGGGCGGACAGCGUACGCUUUGGAUGGUUUGCAAAAGUUGUCCUGAAGAUGAGUACCAAGCUGGGUUUGUGAGGGAGAUGAAAAUGUUCGACUGCGAACUUGAAAUGUAUGGCAACAUUAUACCGCUCUUGUCGAGAUUAGAUUAUCGCGAGAAGAUGUCGCCCAUCGCUUAUUGGUUUUGCUCCGCACCAUUACCGAUGGUGUUACUAGAAGACCUAUCAGCGGUGAAUUAUAAACUGACUGAAAGACGCAGAGGUUUGGAUUUAGAACACUGUCUCUCGGUGGUGGAGAAACUUGCUUAUUUCCACUCUGCUUCAGUUGCUCUACACGAAAAGGAUCCGAAUGUCUUACCACAAUUUACUAGAUCACUGUUUGAAGAAUCGAACACACCAACUAAAAUCUUCUCUAUUACUUACGAUGAGAUAGUGAAACAUUUGCAGAAUCGACCUGAUGUAAAGAAGCACAUUCAGAAAAUGAAACUAGCGAAAGAUAGGAUACUGACUGAGUUGUGCAACGUUCACAAGAGAGACUGUGACUUUAAAGUUCUUAAUCACGGCGAUUGUUGGAUAAAUAACAUUAUGUUCCGCUACAACAACCGUGGCGUUGUUAGUGACGUGGCAUUCGUUGACUACGCGUUAUCAUGCUUCUCGUCUCCGUGUAUAGAUUUGCAUUACUUUCUAACUUCAAGUGUUAAUUUAGAGAUCCCACCCAAAUAUAGCACCAUCAUUGAUCAUUAUUUUGAUAACCUGACGCGGCUGUUAAGAAAAUUCCGUACGAAGUCGAUGCCAACACGCGAACAAUUCGAUGCAGAUUUUCGUACCUUUAGCUCCUAUGGAUUUGGCACUGCGUUACUAGUCUUGCCAUUCAUCAAGUCAAACCAAACCGAAGGCGCUACAAUAGAGGCCUUCUUGGAAGACGAGAGUCCAACUGGAUAUCGAUAUCACGCUAUCAAUAAUGAACAAUAUGUAAAGGAAAUCUUGCAUUUUCUACCAUUUUAUGAUAGUUUGGGUAUUUUUGACCAGCCGGCGAAAUGAGUUACCAACGCGCUACUUGUGUUACAUUUUUGAAUAAAUAAAUCAUGCGAAAUGAAUUAAAUUGGUAUUUG